AGUUCCGGAUCACUCUCUCGGCUGCCACUGGUCCGCUCCCCGCGUCUGCGGCUUCCACUCUCCGCUCUUCGCUCCUCCUCCCGCCAAGAUAUUUCCGGAGAAUUUGAGAGCCCCCUCCUGGUCAUGUCGCUGCUCGCCGUCGCCUCCUCCACCCGCGCCGCGGCAGUGCGGCCGCUGUGCGCCUCGGCGGCCUCGGACGAGGCGGUGCCGGCGCCUGCUGUGGCGGAUACCGCAGGGCGGAGGCCGGUGAAGGUGAUCCUACCAAAGAAGAAACCGCAGAAGUGGUCGACGGGGAUGGCACCGGGUGAGUACGGCGGUGGGCCGGCCACCAUCAAGCCGCGCAAGUACUGGUGGGGGAAGGAGGACCGCGACCCCGUGGGGAACACCGACGACUUCAUCUGGAACAAGGACUUCCUCCCCCACAUGGAACGCGUCAUCGCCAACGGCGGCGCCGAUGCAGAACCCACCAUCACCCGCCUUGCGCCGGUGGAUGAGGAGGGGGAGUCCGGGUUUCUGAGCAUCAACCGCGCAAUGAGCCUUGACAGCGUGGAGGUUGAUCUGAGCCAGGAGCUUCAGGCGCCGACCAGGCCAAUCUUGCAAACCCAGGUUGAGGCUGCCUGGAGAGGACGGGCAAUUGGUGCUGAGGCUGUGAAUGGAGCCAGCGCUCCUAGAUGGAGGCUAGUCCCUACUCGCAGGGAGCAGGCAAAGUGGGACAGAGCGGCCAAGGCAGCCACUGGUGGAAGUGAUGUUAUACUAAGGGAGUCAAAGUCAAGAGUGCAGCAAGGAGACCCUAAGGUAUUGGCAGCUCGGUCCAGAGAAGACUACUUACAGCUGAAACAAAGAUUACAGUGGUUCACUUUAGGCAUUGGUGGCGUUGGUGUAAUCUCUGCUUAUAUUUCAUACACUCCUGAAAUUGCUGUCAGCUUUGGUGCAGGGUUGAUUGGAUCAUUGGUGUAUCUCCGCAUGCUUGGAACCAGUAUAGAUUCCCUAGCAGGUGGAACUGGAGAAACUGUCAAGAGUGCUGCUGCACAACCAAGGUUGCUUAUUCCAGUGGUACUUGUGAUGAUGUAUAACAGAUGGAAUCAGAUAUUAGUUCCGGAUUAUGGUUUCAUGCAGCUUGAGUUAAUACCAAUGCUUGUUGGGUUUUUUACCUAUAAGAUUGCUACAUUCGCUCAAGCAAUCCAGGAUUCUAUACCUCCAGUCGGAAAUCGUGAAGGUUGAAAAGUGUCAUGUUGUAUAUAAACGAAGGUGGUAGCCAUGGUCCCUGGUCAGUGGUCACCCAGAUAGUAAGGUAUGUAUAGAAGAAUCUGGUCUGGUGUCAUCGCCAAGUAGAUGAGAUGCUCGUUGAGGACGCCAUUUGAAAAUCUCGAGUGCUUAACUAUGUUCUGCACAAAUAUUUUGACGAAAGGUGAUGUUACCACAUUCAUUCCAUAUUACACGCAGAUCAUCAGUGUAUAAAUUUACGGCUCCGAACUUUUACCACAACGAUUAAUUGACAAAACAAUUGUAUGAUUGAAUUCACAUUUAGCACUGGAUGCAAAUUAUGCAGUCUGCAAGUACACUCAUUUAAAGC
Molecule: messenger RNA, 1573 nt
Organism: Zea mays
Lineage: Eukaryota; Viridiplantae; Streptophyta; Magnoliopsida; Poales; Poaceae
Exons: 10
Coding region: 124-1221 (365 amino acids)
Source: RefSeq, marked validated